CCGCAGAAACACCCACCGCUCUUUAACCAUAGUCCGUCUUUUCGUGGCGCUACCAGCGAGGACGAUGUCUCUCGAGUCGGAAGCUGCACCCUCCCGCCUAGUCUUCUUUCUAAUAAUCGCAGCGUCCUUUUUCCAAGCUUGCCUCUGCCAAUCUGGCAGUGGCGUUAUCAACACCUGGCGGGUUUGGCCUUCAGUCGUCGUUCUGGACCAAUGGCUUUACAUCCUAGGUGGCCGCACCAGCGAAGCGUUCCGGGGCAAGGAUAAUCCUUGGACAGAUGAACCCAGGACCAUGGUGCUGCGGCUGAACAGUGACUGGAACGCCGGAAAUGUUCAGAUCAGCGCACAAACGAACCCCGGCUUCAAUGGGAGCACAACAUUGGCCAUGUGGCCUAGCAAGGAUAAGAAAAAGAUCUUCACUUGGGGAGGCGUUGGAUCCGGGGAUUCUGUGCGCCUACGAACCUUCACACCCGACUCGUCAGGCAACGCCGGAGGCACAUGGUCCGCCGAAUCCACGCAGCCCAGGGACUCGGCCACGCAGCAGCCCAUCUACAGAACCGGGUAUGGGUCCUGGACCAGCUGCAACGGGCUCGGCUUUUACAUGGGCGGCACGGUCUCCUCGCUCACAGACACCACGUAUCCCGGCCCAAGCAAGAGUCCCCAGGACCUGCCCGGCCUGAUCAUAUACGACAUGAACGACGGGAAGUGGGCCAACGUCUCGGCCAAGGGAUUCGGCAGCGGCAGGGCCGAAGGGACGCACGUCGACGGAAGCGCCGUGUGCCUCCCCGACCUGGGCACGGGAGGCAAGGGCGUGGUGAUGUUCCUGGGAGGGCGCCACGGGAGCGACAAGUCCGAGACGCGGGAGCGGCUCAGCCUGGACGAGGUGAUGUUCUACGACAUCGGCACCAAGAGGUUCUACUCGCAAAAAACGACGGGCAAGCGCUUCCCCGCGCAGACGCCCGACUACCCCUGCUCCGUCGUCGCCAAGAGCAAGACCAGCAAGGCCUACGACAUCUUCAUGUUUGGCGGCACGGGCCAGACGCCGGCCCAGACCAUGAUACUGACGGUGCCCGGGUUCCACUGGUCGCAGAUCCAGACCAACGACGCGCCAGCCCCGAACGGCAGGAGGCGGCACGCCUGCGCCGUCAUAGGGGCAGGGGGCCGGCAGAUGAUCGCGUUUGGGGGCUCCGACGACGCGGACGACGGCAAGCUCAUUGGGAACCAGGACCCGUGGGGCAAGGGCCUGCAGGUCCUGGACAUGACGGAGCUGAGGUGGAGCAGCGAUUACAAGUCCGCUGCUCCCGACUACGAGCAGCCGACCAUGGUCAAAGAGUGGUAUUCGAAUGCCUCCAACCUCCAAGCCAUCGAUUGGAACCCAGACACCAAGCCCCUUUUCGCAACCGCCGUGGCCGAUCUUCUAGCCAGCGCUACUUCCACGUCCAGCCCGGCACCGGCCGGGCCUUCGGCUGGCGUCAUCGCCGGCGCGGCCGUCGGUGGCGUAGCCGUGCUCGCACUCCUAGUGACGGGGAUAAUCUAUUUCUGCUACUACAAACCCCGGCGCCGGCGCGGCCAGGUAGAGCAGGAAGGGGCGGAGUUGCCUGCAGCACAGGACCACGGCGGACGGGCGGGCGACGGGGCGAGCGCGGUUCCUCCGAGCGAGAUGUACCAGCCGUUUCCGGACGCGGAGGGGCUUGGCGUGAAACCCAAAGGCUGGUCGCCCUCGCCCGACAUGGCUGAGCACCGCCCCAUGCUCCAUGGGGUAGUGCUGCCCCAGGAGGGGGCCAGGCCAGUGUCUGAGUUGCAUGAGCAGGGAUAUCGACAACCGCAGGAGCUGGAGGGUAGCACUGCUGGGUUAUCACCGUAUAAUGGGGCUAGAUAAGCACUAGCAGGAGGUUGUUGAGCUGUGUGUUUGGGGUUCCAGGGCAUCAAAAUAGUGGUGUUUUCUAGUAGUCGGUUCAUGUGCAUUGGUUCACUUGCAGUCCCAUUUGACAUAAAUAUGCCCGAG
Gaeumannomyces tritici R3-111a-1 is the source of this 2002-nucleotide messenger RNA. RefSeq lists its product as hypothetical. NCBI's taxonomy places the organism in Eukaryota, Fungi, Ascomycota, Sordariomycetes, Magnaporthales, Magnaporthaceae. Bases 65 to 1876 code for a protein of 603 amino acids. The record is from RefSeq and is a predicted model, not a curated record. The transcript is spliced from 4 exons. Gene Ontology annotation, molecular function: protein binding.